Molecule: messenger RNA, 2673 nt
Organism: Striga asiatica
Lineage: Eukaryota; Viridiplantae; Streptophyta; Magnoliopsida; Lamiales; Orobanchaceae
Source: the annotation of a GenBank genome assembly
CCGUAAGGCCGUGUUUGGCCUUCAUCGGGUCGUGGAAAUCCUAACUUAACCAAAUCCCUAUUCAAAAACAUAAACCCUAGAAAUCAAAACAGGUAAUUGGGCAAAUCACAACAAGCAAUCAUGGCGACCCUUAGCAUUUUGCGGACGGAUGAAGAUCUCAUUAUGUAUUCGACUCUCUUCGGCAAUCCCAAAGAUGAAAAUAUUAAGUCCCGGGGGACGCAAAUUGAGAAGAAGAUCGAGUUUCUUGAGAACCUAGCUGGAAGAGUUAGCAACAGAAGGUAUCGCCGGUGGAUAAACGAUCGGCUGUUGAUGGAGCUUGUGCCGCGUUUGGAUGGUGAUGAAAUCAGGGGCUUGUUUGCUCCACCGCCAUGGGGUGAUGAUGUGCCUCCUUCAGCAUUCAGCAAGACAAAUGUGAGGGAGUGGGAUAGUUUCAGAAACAUAGACAUGAAUAAGGAGGCCUCUAUCAUGGAAUCCCUCGAAAGCUCGUCAGCAAUGAGGAAAGGUCGUAUGGAUGCUGAAAAAGUCUCAGUGCUGAAAGCUUGGCACCGCGUAGAUAACAGAACUAGAGAGGCACUUCGUCGAUGUUAUCUUUUAGACUUGCUGAAUGGAUAUGAGGAAUGUGUACGGUCAUUUGUCGAGGAUGGUGGAGACAGAGAUGUUCUGGUGCUGCGUGUUCAAGAUCCUUUCCACCGUUUACUUUUGCAUGGCGUUUGUGAGAUGUUUGACUUUGACAUGAUUAUCGUUUUCCGACAGUACUAUAAUCUUGUUUCGACCACGACCAACCUAUCUGAAGGUUGUGAAUCUUUGAAGGAGACGAGGAUAAGGAAGAAGCAGUUUUCGUGUGCUGAUAUCCCAAGCAUCACUCUCUGCAACUUUCUGAAAAUGGCAAAACAAGUACGCACGAACUCUCAAUCCCAAGUGCUGGACUCUGACUCUGAAUCCCAUUUGUUUGCCUUUAUUCAGCUCACCGCCAUGGCCAAGAAGCUCGUCAAAUACUGCGUGGUCGAUGCAUUUACCGACGCGGCGUUCAAGGGUAACCCGGCGGCGGUGUGCCUUCUGGAGGAGGAGAGAGAUGAGACGUGGCUGCAGGCGGUGGCGCGUGAGUUCAAUUUAUCGGAGACUUGCUAUUUGACCCGGCUGCCGGAGCCGGACGGGUCGGCGAUCGGCUCGGUCACCAGGUUUGGUCUCCGCUGGUUCACGCCUGUUACUGAGGUGGAACUUUGUGGACACGCAACUUUAGCUGCAUCCCACUUUCUUUUCACGUACGGAUUCGUGAAAUCGAACGCGAUCGAGUUCUCAACCCUCUCGGGGAUUUUGACGGCUAAAAGGGUACCCGAUACCAGAAAGGCCUCGGACUCUGUGAAUGGAAACUCACCCGAUCUUAGCUUUCUUAUCGAACUUGAUUUUCCCGCGUUAUCCAUAACAGAAUACAGUGGUCCUGGGGAUGUUUUAUCUGUUUCUAAAAGCUUGAGUGGUGCCCCCGUUAAAGAAAUCAAGAAUACAACUGGAGAUGACAUUCUUUUAUCUUAUGGAAUCACUGUUAUGCUAUCUAUGGUUGUGUUUGAUAAGCAUGUCGUGCUAGCAUCUGGGGAGGCUGUUAUAGAAGCACAACCCGUUUUGGAAGAGAUAAAAAAGUAUGCCGGGAGAGGAAUGAUCAUUACUGGACUUGCUCCAACUGGCUCGGGAUUUGAUUUUUUCAGUCGCUUUUUCUGCCCAAAUUUCGGGAUAAAUGAAGAUCCUGUAUGCGGAAGUGCUCACUGUGCAUUAGCAGCUUACUGGAGCAAGAGGCUCGGAAAAUGUGAUUUAAUCGCAUAUCAAGCAUCGCCAAGGAGUGGCGUGCUAAAUAUACAUUUUGACCAUAAGAAACAGAGAGUGUUGCUUCGUGGGAAAGCCGUGGCUGUAAUGGAAGGUACUAUUUUGAUCUUCAAAAUAUUCAGCACCUGGCACUUUCUUGCUAAAACCCCGCUUUUCAGAAAGUCCUCUUUUACUCUUGCUCGUUCAAAUAUCAAAACCCUAAUCACCCGUUGCAUUUCAAUCGCGACAAUGAAGCUCGUCAGAUUUCUGAUGAAAUUGAACAACGAGACUGUAUCGAUUGAGCUCAAAAACGGCACCGUAGUGCACGGAACCAUUACUGGUGUUGAUAUCAGCAUGAAUACGCAUCUGAAGACUGUAAAACUUACUCUUAAGGGCAAAAAUCCAAUGACUAUGGAUCACCUUAGUGUGAGGGGUAAUAACAUCCGGUAUUACAUACUUCCCGACAGCUUGAAUCUAGAGACGUUGCUAGUUGAGGAAACACCUAAAGUCAAGCCCAAGAAGCCUACUGCAGGGAGACCCGUUGGGCGUGGUAGAGGUCGUGGCCGGGCUCGUGGACGUGGUAGAGGACGCUAAAUAUAGUGUUUUUUAUUUUGUAGUACUUUGUUGUCUAAAUAUCUACAUUGAAGGAUUUUUGUACCAAAAAACUGUCUGAAAUGUUUACAGCUCAGGUUCAGGUACAGAUCAGUGCAAUUUUUAUGGCUCACACUCACAAACUCCAUUCUCUUACAUUUAAAUUUGAGGUACACACACAUUGUAUGAUGUGCCAUUUCUCUAUGAUGUUAUGUUAUGGUUAUCCUUGUAGCCAUGGUUAUAUAGAUUUUGGCCUCUGGAACUCUUACUCGGGUUAAUUACAAUAUU